AUGACUUCCUCAAUGUCCAAGAUCCUCAUCUUCGGAGGAACAGGUGGAAUUGGCGAAUCCUUUGCACGGGCGUUCCACAAGAUGAACAAGAAAGUCAUCAUCACCGGUCGCCGGGAAGAUCGACUCGCCGCAAUUUCCAGGGAAUUGCCCGGUCUUGGGACUUACAGCAUGGACAACAGCGACCUGGCCGCCAUUCCAAGGCACUGCUCGACAAUCCUCUCCAAGUGGCCCGACAUCGAUACAGUCUUUGUGAACUCAGGCGUCCAGUAUCAAGGCAACUUCAAAACUCUCGACAACUUCACCAAUGAGAAGAUCGUGAAAGAAAUCACGGUGAACUUGACCGCACCAAUCAUGCUCGCACGCCAAUUUAUCCCACAUCUGCUUUCGUUGGAGCGCGAGACAACUUUCAUGAUGACUUCCAGCGGCAUCGCUUUUGUCCCAUUGGGCAUGUUCCCCGUCUACUCGCCCACCAAAGCAGGCGUCCACUCAUUCAUGGUUGGACUUCGGCAGUCCUUGAAAGACACCAACCUCAACAUAAUCGAGAUUGUCCCACCAUAUGUGAAGACUGACCUGGACGCGGCGGACCGGCGCUGGCACGUUAUCACGCCAAUGGAACUUGACGAUUACACCCGGGAGACACUGGAGGUCUUGAAGAAGCCCGGCAAAGAAAUCAAAGAGGCAGCUGCCGGGUCUGCCGUUGGCAGGGUGAAAGCUUGGAGGGACGCAUUCGACCCUUUGUUGCCUAUGGGUGGCUGA
Exophiala xenobiotica is the source of this 756-nucleotide messenger RNA. RefSeq lists its product as uncharacterized. NCBI's taxonomy places the organism in Eukaryota, Fungi, Ascomycota, Eurotiomycetes, Chaetothyriales, Herpotrichiellaceae. Bases 1 to 756 code for a protein of 251 amino acids. The record is from RefSeq and is a predicted model, not a curated record. Gene Ontology annotation, cellular component: membrane. The transcript has a single exon.